Messenger RNA from Perca fluviatilis (European perch), 1004 nucleotides. RefSeq names its product putative nuclease HARBI1. The transcript has 3 exons. The coding region runs from base 1 to 936 and encodes 311 amino acids. The record is from RefSeq and is a predicted model, not a curated record. Lineage: Eukaryota; Metazoa; Chordata; Actinopteri; Perciformes; Percidae.
AUGCAGCACCUGAUGGUGGUCCUGAAGACCGACAGGCAGCACGGGUGGGGGCCGACCCUGGAGACACUCGUGUUCCUGUUCUGGCUGUCCACCGGUUCAGCCUACCGAGUUGUCUCCAGGGUCUUCUGCAUGCCUCUACCCACGGUGCACAGGGUGGUCCACAGGAUGGUGGAUGAGGUGGUGGCUGUUCUCCCUCAGUUUGUCAACUUCCCCCGCACACAGGAGGAGCUCCAGGUGGUCGGGGAUGGCUUUGCCCGGCUGGCUCAUCACCGAGCAUUUGAGAAGGCAGCAGGGGCAGUGGAUGGUUGCCACAUCCGAAUUAAAUGUCCUGGCGGCCCUGAUGGUCACGACUACAGCAACAGGAAACUCUUCCCCUCUGUGGUGCUCCAGGCAGUCUGUGACCAUCAGGGUCGCUUUAUGGACAUCUUUGUGGGUUACCCAGGAAGCGUGCAUGAUGCACGCAUCCUAAAGAACAGCCCCAUCUACACUAGGGGGACUUACCCUCCACCUGAGUAUUUCCUCCUAGCUGAUGGUGGCUACCCAUGUCUAGAGGAACCCCUGGCCCUUAUCACACCAUAUAAGAGGCCAGUGAGAGGCAUGGCAGAGCAACGGUUUAAUGAUCAUCAUUCCAGAGGUCGCACAAUCAUUGAGCGUGCCUUUGGAAUGAUGAAAACCCGCUUCAGGUGCAUCUUUUUAGAAGCACUUGAAGUACAUCCAGUGUUUGUCCCUAAGGUGGUGACGGCGUGUUGCGUUUUACACAACCUUUGUGUUGGUGUCGGGGAUGAGCUGGAAGAGGCUGUGGAGGACGAUGACAACCAGCCACCUCUGGAGCGCGAGGAGAGCCGGAGUGGAGCUGCCUGGUGGGCCGCGCUGACCAACAAGGUGUCUGCACUGCAUGAGGCACCUCUUGACCACGAUUAUUUUUUCCAGUCUUGAAGCAACAGCAGCACUGGCAGCUGUAGCUGAUUGCCGCUUCUUGUUGUUCGUCUUGUUGUAUAUAGUUG